This is a messenger RNA of Nipponia nippon (crested ibis), 240 nucleotides long. The record is from RefSeq and is a predicted model, not a curated record. NCBI's taxonomy places the organism in Eukaryota, Metazoa, Chordata, Aves, Pelecaniformes, Threskiornithidae.
AUGGUGUUGGGGCCGCAGCAAGCACCGCUGCUCGGUGCCAACAGCCCGCAGUGGGGAGAGGAGGAAAAACCAUUGCCAGAGACCUGUGUUAACGAGUCCGAGCUGACUCGGUAUAUCGUCCUGCUGUGCUUCACCAAGUUUUUGAAAGCUGUGGGGCUGCUUGAAUCCUACGAUCUUCUGAAAGCGGUACACCUUGUGCAGUUUUUCUUUAUAGUACAGCUGGGGUCUGCAUUUUUUAUG